CAAACAAAAAUCAAUGGAAGGUUCAAAUUCUACAGAAAAAUCAUCUUCAACAACUUUAAAUGCUUUAAUCGACCAAUUAAACAAACUAAAACAUUUUCGUAUACACACAGGAAAUAUUAAUACUUUUGUUGAUUUGAAGCUUAAAAGGUUUACAAAUUCUGCUGAGGAACUGAAGGAAACGUUUAAAUUGGUUUUGAAUAAUUUACCUUCAAAUAUUUCUGUUGGGGAUGAUGGAAUGCUUCUUUUAGUUGAUAAAAAACAUUGUGACAAUGUUUAUGAAAGAGAAGAUUUGAAAAUUACUUUAAAACUUUUUCUUGAGAAAUUUGAUUAUGAUUAUAUUAAAGAUGCUGUUGAGGCUGUAAUAAAACAACUCAAAACAGAUUCAAUCGAACAAUUAAUUCUAUCCUUUCCAGAAUCAGAAUCAAAUUCUCCCGAUUCAAUUGACGAUAAAUGGUUUAAUGAAGUUUUGCGUGUUUGGAAAGAAACAGAAAAUGGAUUGAUAGCACAACGGAAGGUUUUGUAUAUGGGGGUUGCCGAUUUUCAAUUACCUGAGCUUGAUCUUUUAUUUAAAAAAGCUGUCCAUAAACCAGGAAUUGUUCAUGUUUUUAUUGAUGGAUGUUGUGUGGUUAAUCCAGAGCUUCAAGCCUAUGCUAAACAAAAUUCAAUUCAACUUUUAACGCACAAUGAUCCAAAGCCUUUUCCAUUAAAAGAGGUCUUUCAUUGUUUUUGUGAGGACAAAUCUGAUCCCGAUUCAUCUCGAAUUUGUCAAACUUUAUUUGAGCCUGUCUGGGCAGCUAGAUAUACUGUUUGGGUACGGAGGCGUUCAUUAAUGGCUGCAAAGGGAUUCAUUGUUCAGUUUACUGCUUCAGAUGCUACCAAAUAAUACAAAAUAUUACUUUAAAUUUUAAAUUAGUGGAUGGUAUAAUACUUUUUAAUUAUUU
Molecule: messenger RNA, 941 nt
Organism: Meloidogyne enterolobii
Lineage: Eukaryota; Metazoa; Nematoda; Chromadorea; Rhabditida; Meloidogynidae
Source: the annotation of a GenBank genome assembly